Messenger RNA from Momordica charantia (bitter melon), 2118 nucleotides. RefSeq names its product alpha-dioxygenase PIOX. Gene Ontology annotation, molecular function: heme binding; oxidoreductase activity, acting on single donors with incorporation of molecular oxygen, incorporation of two atoms of oxygen; peroxidase activity. The record is from RefSeq and is a predicted model, not a curated record. NCBI's taxonomy places the organism in Eukaryota, Viridiplantae, Streptophyta, Magnoliopsida, Cucurbitales, Cucurbitaceae. Gene Ontology annotation, biological process: response to oxidative stress.
CUUCAACAAAAGAGAGAGAAAAGAGGAGAGAGAGAAAAUGUUGUCUCAGUUAUUGAGAUCGCAGCUCCAAAAAUUCAUCCAUGAAGACUUCCAUGAAGCUGUAAAGCGGAUGACUGUUAUUGAUACUUUGCUCUUCUUGAUUGUGCAUUUGGUUGAUAAGUUGGGAGUUUGGCAUAAACUACCAGUAAUUUUGGGACUAGUUUAUUUAGCGAUUCGUCGCCAUCUUCAUCAAGAAUAUAAUUUGUUCAACGUUGGUAGAACCCCGGUCGGAGUUCGAUUCAACCCAGUGGAUUUCCCAUACCGAACCGCCGAUGGCAAUUACAAUGAUCCCUUCAAUGAAGCCGCAGGUGCCCAAGGAUCAUUCUUUGGUAGAAACAUCCUCCCCGUCGACCAAACCAAAAAGUUGUUGAAACCUGACCCGAUGGUGGUUGCUACAAAACUUCUGGCAAGAAGAAAGCUUAUAGACACUGGAAAACAAUUCAAUAUGAUUGCUGCUUCUUGGAUUCAGUUCAUGAUUCAUGAUUGGAUUGAUCAUUUGGAGGAUACCAAACAGGUUGAGUUGGUUGCUCCACAUGAAGUUGCAACAAGCAAUCAGUGCCCAUUGAAAUCCUUCAAGUUCUUUAAGACAAAGCAAGUUCCCACUGGAUUUUUUGAGAUCAAAACUGGCUCUGUAAACGUCCGAACACCUUGGUGGGAUGGAAGUGUUUUGUACGGAAGCAAUUCAGAAAAGUUGGGGAAGGUAAGAACUUACAGAGAUGGGAAGCUGAAAAUUGCCGACGACGGCCUUCUUCUUCACGACCAUGACGGCGUUGCCAUCUCCGGCGAUGUCCGAAACAGCUGGGCCGGUGUUUCGACCUUGCAGGCUCUCUUUAUCAAGGAGCACAACGCGGUCUGUGAUACCCUAAAGAAGGAAGAUCCAGAGCUGGAAGAUGAAGACUUAUAUCGAUAUGCAAGACUUGUAACUUCUGCUGUGAUUGCAAAGAUUCACACCAUUGAUUGGACUGUCGAGCUUCUCAAGACAGAUACUCUCCUUGCAGGAAUGCGGGGCAAUUGGUAUGGACUUUUGGGAAAGAAAUUUAAAGACACAUUUGGGCAUGUUGGAGGAUCCAUUUUUGGAGGUUUAGUGGGUUUGAAAAAACCCAAUAAUCAUGGCAUCCCCUAUUCGUUAACGGAAGAAUUUGCAAGUGUUUACCGGAUGCACUCGCUCUUACCCGAUGAUUUCUACCUCAGAGAUGUCACCAUUGAUCCUCAUCGCAACAAAUCUCCACCUUUGAUCAACAAAGUGCCAAUGGGGAAUAUGAUAGGCCAUAAUGGAGAGGAGGCCUCAAAGAAAAUGGGCUUCACGGCCCUAUUAGUUUCAAUGGGCCACCAAGCCAGUGGGGCCCUCGAGCUUUGGAAUUAUCCACUGUGGCUCAGGGAUCUCACACCCCAUGAUGUGGACGGCAAGGAUAGGCCCGAUCAUGUUGACCUUGCAGCUCUCGAAGUUUAUAGAGAUAGAGAGAGGAAGGUUGCUAGGUACAACGACUUCCGCAGGGGGUUAUUGCUCAUCCCAAUCUCCAAGUGGGAAGAUCUGACGGACGAUGAUGAGGCAAUUGAAGUGCUUCGUGACGUGUACGGUGAAGAUGUGGAGGAGCUUGAUAUUCUCGUGGGGCUGAUGGCAGAGAAGAAAAUCAAGGGUUUUGCCAUUAGUGAGACUGCUUUUGUCAUUUUCUUGCUCAUGGCUUCAAGGAGGCUAGAGGCAGACACGUUUUUCACGAGCCAUUUCAAUGAAGAAACAUACACAAAAAAGGGAUUGGAAUGGGUGAAUACAACGGAGAGUUUGAAGGAUGUGAUAGAAAGGCAUCACCCAGAUAUCGCAAACAAAUGGAUGAAUUCAUCAAGUGCUUUCUCUGUUUGGGAUUCUCCUCCCAACAAACGCAACCCUAUCCCUAUUUACCUUAGGAUUCCUAGUUGAAUGCUUUUCAUAUUUUCUUGAAAAAUACUUAGGAGUCGUUUGGUUGAAGGUUUCGAAAAGGUAUCUUGGAUUAAGAUGCCUGUGAUUAAGUGACCUAGAAAUAAGAUGGUUGGAAAUCAAAGAUAAAUAUGUUUGGUUGUAUAUAUGUAUGGGAUUAAGAUGUU